This is a messenger RNA of Notodromas monacha, 4018 nucleotides long. NCBI's taxonomy places the organism in Eukaryota, Metazoa, Arthropoda, Ostracoda, Podocopida, Cyprididae. The record is from the annotation of a GenBank genome assembly.
UUUGUGUAAAUUUUCAAGGAAGUGUGUUGAGCAGUUCGUGGUGUUUGAAAUGAUGGAGAAGCGCGUUCAAGCCGAGUUGCAUGGUCGUGCAAAAAGCGCGGUUUCGAAGCUUACGUUGGACAGUUGCAAGGUGAAGAAGAUUGCGGGUCUUGAUGCCCAGUUCGUGAACCUCAAAACCUUGUCGCUCAUCAACUGUGGUCUGAUUUCCCUCGAAGGACUUCCUGCUCUUCCUAGUCUCAAAAAGUUGGAUCUAUGCGACAACAAGAUCACUGAAGGUUGGGAAAAUUUGCUCAAAUGCCCUAAUCUAGAAGAACUGGCACUUUCAGGGAACGGAGACAUCAAGUCAAUUGAGUCACUAGAACCACUGCCACUUCGUCGAGAACAUAUGGAAGAAGCUGAUGAAAUAAUACCGACGGAAAGUUUUAGCAUCAGUGAUGAAUCUAGUUCUGAAUCUGAUGCUGAUGACGCAUCGUCGACCCAAGAAGACUUUUCUGAGGCAGAUGGCGGGGUUUCAGAGUUGGUGAAACAAGCGCCUGCGAAAUAUGCAGAUGGUGAGAUCGACUUUCAGACUUUUGUUUCCCUGCUUGGGAGCAACACUGACGUGGAUGGCGAAGCUGGUUCCGACGUGGAUUCUGAUGGCACGGCUAAUUCCGACGUGGACUUGGAAGAAGCAGAAUUUUUGCCGAGAAGGAAGGAUCAAGACGAACACGCUCCUCAGUAUGAACGAGAGUUGGACAAGACAACGAAAGGGAGAAGAAAGAUGCAAAACAGCCAGAAGAGCAAACUUGCUCCAGCUCUACAGGGUCUCGUUGGGGAAGCAAAUCUCAGGUUUGCGAGAGGAGAAAGAGACACGGUCAUUGACCUGUGCAUGCAAGUCAUAAGGCAGUAUCCAUAUGCUGCAGAACCCUAUCAAACCCUGGGCAUGGUCUACGAGGACCUGGGAUCAGCUGAGAAAUCCCUGCAAUUUUCACUCAUAGCAGCUCAUCUUCAGAAGACUGACAGAGAAGAAUGGGCCCGUCUUGGGGAACUAGCUUCGGAAACCGGACACACGGAUCAAGCCAUUACCUGCUUUGGAAAAGUCUAUGCCUUGGAUCGCAACAACAUCGAAGCCGGCGUGAUUUACGCCGAACUCGCUGGCGAGAAGAUGGGCAUGAAGAAGAAGCUGAGCUUUUACAAGGCCCUGCUGGCCCGGGCCCGCGACUCGAACCAGCCCGCCAAGAACCUGUUGCAAUGCUGCAAGGAAGUGUCCCGACUGUCGCAUCAACUGGGCGACGACGCCACUGCCACAACCAUCAUGAUUGACGCUUUCAUGACGUACACCAACGAACUCAUUCCCGAAGACAUCAAUUUCCUCUUGGAGCUGAUGAUUUUGCAGAGUCGCUCUCACUGCCUCAACUGCCUACUCGUUCACAACUUUCUUCCGCAUCGAAACGUAAACUUCGGCGUAGAGCGGUUCACAUGGACAGUGGUGAUCCCAGAGUAUACUCCUGUGGACAUCAGGACCAAGUUGAUUGUUGCCUUUGUGCACUUGGAGGCCUACGCACUCGCUGAUAUUGUUGUUCAGCCAUUGAUUACAGGAGGUCCUCAGGAUGUUGAUGACUUGUAUGUGGACAUUUACGAAGCUUACAUGGCGAAGAAAAUGUACAAGAACGCCCUGGUAUUUUUAGAAAAAUUGGCGGCAGAUCACAGAUAUUGUACUACAAAAGUGCUGCUGAGUUAUGCGGAAUGUUUGCUACAAUGCGGGGACAUGAGGGGAGCGGAAACUGCUUACAAACGGGUGCUGGAGCAACUUCCGGAUCACGUUGACGCGAGAUUGUCGCUGUCGAGAAUAUUGAAUGAGCUCGGAGAGACAGGGGAAGCCUUGGAUUUCAUCACGCAAGAUCAAGAAACUGGAGCAGUUGAUAUUCAACUUCUUAGACAAAAGUGUCUGAUUUUGUUGGAGGAGGACAGGACCAGUGAGCUGAUACCAACAGCCUCCUUAUUUUUCUCCAGACACUUCGCAGAUCUACGUUGUCCUGAAGAUGUGGUUUGUGCGACUUUGUCCAAGAGGUUGCAGAGGCUUCAAGGACUGAUUGGAACUUCGAAGUACACGUUUUCCGGUGGAGGAGUGACACCUGACGACGAGUGGCAUCUGUUUAAUGCCAUCUUGGAGAGAUUGUACGAGAAGCGAAGGUUUGUUGACUUGCAUAGACUGAGUUUGUCUGCUUUGGGGUCUAAAGUCUUCCGGCCGAGGACUGAGACACUGAGUCAACUUAGCUUCUUUGAACCGGGCCGAAGUGAGAGCUUGCUUUUUAUUGCGGUGCAGUCGUGUUUCCUGGUGGAGAAUUACGAAAUUGCUUUCCCGCUCAUCAGGUCGAUGGUGAUUUAUAAUUGGGAGAAUCCGAGGGUUCUGCAAUUGUUGAACUUGGUGUUGAAUCGGAUUCCGCCGUCUGUUCGGCACUGUAGGUUCAUCUUGAGGCUCCUUUGCAAGCUUCAGGAGAAGAAUUUGUCUUGCACCUCUAUCAAAGUGCUGAAUGCGAACGUUUGUCUGGUCAGCGGCACCUACAGAGUGGCACUGGGGGAUUACUUGAGUGUCCUCAGGGAAAAUCCCCAGCAGCCAUUCUUUGCUUUCAUGAUUGGAAUCUGCUACUGCCAUCUGGUGUGCCAGAAGUUCACCGGCUUCAAACACGGAUUUGCUUCCCAGUCUGUGGCAUUCCUGAGUCUGUACGUGAAACUGAGAGGAGAAUGUCAAGAGACGCUGUACAACUUGGGCAGAGCGUAUCAUCAGCUCGGACUGGUUUCUCUGGCGUUGCAGUACUACAAACGAGCUUUGGAACUGCCGCCUGCGGUUGAUAUGGGUAACAUCCUGACGCCGACCCAAGUCAAGGACGAGCCCAGCAAGUUGACCUGGCCCACGACGGAGGGCAAACUCUACACAGUCUGCAUGACGGACCCGGAUGCCCCGUCCAGGGCAAGUCCCGGGUUCCGCGAAUGGCACCACUGGCUCGUCGUCAACGUUCCCGAAAACCGAAUCGCCGACGGGAAAACCUUGUCUGCUUACGUCGGCUCUGGUCCCCCUCAGGGCACAGGGUUGCAUCGGUACGUGUAUCUGGUGUUCGAGCAACCCGGGGAACUGACUCCUGACGAAACCGUGUUGCCGAAUACUUCGGGAAAUGGCAGAGGGAAAUUUAGGAUUGCCGCGUUUGCUGAAAAAUAUGGACUCGGGGAUCCCGUGGCUGGGAAUUUUUACCAGGCUGAAUGGGAUGAAUACGUGCCAACUUUGUACAAGCAGAGGGUUUUAAUUGAUGUCCGUGAGCCCGAGAAGCCUUCUUACUUGGCCAAUGUGAAGCAGGUGUUGAAGGAAGAGUCGGUUACCAUCAGUGACAUCGUGGUGACUCACUGGCACCCUGACCACCUGGGUGGAGUCAAGCAGUCGUCCCUUUACAGUCAUGUUUGAAGGGCAUAGAAGAUUUUAUGUCACCUGCUGCUGCGGAAAACGUGACGGUGCAGCUGAGAAAAUUGAAAGCUGAUGGAGAAGUGCUACAAGACGGGAGACAGUGGCAAUUGAAAAUUCGCGUUGUGAGUUUUUAUGGACAGCAUUUGUUUUCAUUAUUUAGUUAUUCCUUUGUUUGUAGAAAGAUAUUCUCAGCAGCUUGUGUAAGCCACGGAUUUUGCGUCAUUUAUUGCGAGCGCUUUGGAUUGAUUCAUUGAGAGUCGGGCCAGCUGGCCCACGAUUGUAGUUGGAGUUUGCCAUGCCUGGAAGUCUUUGGUCCAGCACGCUGUGUCCUGUGUGUUCUCAUUUGUCCAUCUGGCCUUUAGUUGUGAGGACUCUGUGACUUGGUCAAUGAGCAAAGAGAAUCUGUAGUUGAUUACUGAGUUCUCUGCGGUUUGCAAGAGGAAGUGGAUUCCCAGGAGGAUUUUUGUCAAGGUUAACGCGUGUAAAAUCCUGACGCCGACCCAAGUCAAGGACGGGCCCAGCAAGUUGACCUGGCCCACUCACGACGGAGGGCAAACUCAGUCUGCAUGACGGACCCGGAUG